Messenger RNA from Morus notabilis, 1398 nucleotides. Its product is annotated as peptidyl-prolyl cis-trans isomerase CYP21-4. NCBI's taxonomy places the organism in Eukaryota, Viridiplantae, Streptophyta, Magnoliopsida, Rosales, Moraceae. Gene Ontology annotation, molecular function: peptidyl-prolyl cis-trans isomerase activity. Gene Ontology annotation, biological process: protein peptidyl-prolyl isomerization. The record is from RefSeq and is a predicted model, not a curated record. The coding region runs from base 288 to 1025 and encodes 245 amino acids. The transcript has 8 exons.
AUCACCUGCUCCUCCGGCGAAUAAUAUCCUCCCGUGGACCCCACCAUUUUUGAAAUUACAAGACCAGACCAACCGUCCAAGAGAGACCAAAGAAAGAAGAAAAAGAAGAAGAACAACAAAAAAGAUAUAAAAAAACAAAUAAAUAAUUCAAAAAAAAAAAAAAAAAACGCCCAGACCAGACUUUGUUCAUCUCCAUUGCCGACUCUCCGAUCCAACGCAUCAAACAUCGUCGUUUCACUCGGCUUAAACCCUAGCCCCAAAAUCAACGGUCAAAAGAUAAGUUGAAGAUGGCGAGGAUAAAGCCUCAGGCUCUAUUACUUCAAAGCAAAAAGAAGAAGGGACCGACUCGAAUCAGCGUUACUACCAUAAUUUUGUGCAAUUUGCUUGUUGUUUUGAUCGUUUUGUGCUUAUUUGGGACGUAUCGCCACUGGUCUAGAAGAUCGUCGGAUCAAGGCGAGUCUGGCUUAUCAACUUUCGAGGACACUGAUUCCUUUGUAGUUGCAAAGAAUUACGGGAGUGAUGGUUUUGGGGAUUCAAAGAAGUAUGAUUUACCUGGUUAUGCUGUGAUUAAGACAUCAAAAGGUUAUAUAACAGUGGAACUCUUCAAGGACGGGUCUCCAGAGAUUGUGGACAGAUUCCUUGACUUGUGUCAGAAAGGACACUUUAAAGGCAUGGCCUUCAGUCAUGUGAUAAAACAUUACGUAAUUCACGGAGGAAAUUCCCAAGGGCUUGGAGUAGCUGAGGACUGGAUAUCAAAAGGAAAGCUUCACCGUGAACUUAUCACAAGCCCAAAGCACGAAGCAUUUAUGCUUGGAACUUCGAAGGCGAAACAAGGCAGCAAGGUAUUUGAGCUUUUUAUCACGACCGCACCAAUCCCAGAUUUGAAUGAUCAGCUUAUUGUGUUUGGACGUGUCAUCAAGGGUGAGGAUGUUGUGCAGGAAAUUGAAGAGGUAGAUACAGACGAGCAUUAUCAGCCUAAGCAUAAUGUAGGGAUAAUCGAUGUGACUCUGAAACGCGAGAUCUAAGUGGGCCGAACUGAGCUAGUGUAAAGUUUUUUCUUCAUAGCAUGGUGCCAUCUGUUGUUUCUGUCUGUCGCAAAGCUUCUCUUUGUUUUCCCGCAUGUUUUGAUUUUGGGAACACUCAUAAUUCUUGUUGUUUUCUUUUUCUAAUUUUACAGCUAAUUUGUUUUGUAUUUUUCUUUAUGAAAGGAUGGGGGAGAGUUUGGAGUAGGAUUGAUAUUUGUUGAGUUAAAAAAAAAAAAAAAAAAAAAAAAAAAAGGGCUCCAUAUCUUGGCUGGGCGAUGUGUAACAUUCAGUUAAAUUUCACUAGCAGAUUGAUGUCCUCAUUAUUAUUAUUUUUAUUUUCCUCUGGUAUCAUUCUGUUCACACAUUUUGCGUU